CUCUGUAACGAGGAAGGAAUAUUUGUUACUUUGAAUGUCUCUUUCCUUGUUAGAUUCUCAUAUAUAUGAUUUUCUUUGCUUUCUUUAACGGACUUUCCUUUUUUGUCUCACUAAUUUUCAUUCCACAUUGUUGGUUUUUUUUUGUCACACUUUCGGUUCAUUCCUUUGAAUGAGCAUGAAAAAAUUGUUCUUGUGUCGAGGUCUAAGAAUAUAUAAAUGUAUAGAUUUAUAAUGUCACUACUAUCUUUAUUCUUGUCUUGCUUGUCAGGACAGCAGAAAGUUGCCAUUUCAAUGAGUGUAGAUUUGGAGAUUCUCAUACUGUGUUCUCUCAACUUGUCUAUUUAACAAACUACUCCAUUGAUUUGAGCACCUGCUCUGUUUUUCCUCUCAUGUUCCUACUUCUUGCACACUUGCUCUGUUUAUUCUAUUAAACAUAUAAGAGGUUUGAGCAACAUAAAAUUCAAGAACAUAGAUUUCAAAAUCUUUAAUUUUGUUUUACAUUUGGGUACUGAUUUUCUUGUCUCCGUUCUUUUCUACAUUUCAAUUUUGAAGGUAGUGAAGUUGGUUUGUUGAGAAACAUAAUGGAAAGACUGAACUCAAAGCUGUACUUGCAGAACUGCUACAUAAUGCAAGAGAAUGAGAGGCUUAGGAAGAAAGCACAGCUUCUCAACCAAGAGAAUCAAGCACUCCUCUGUGAGCUGAAACAGAGACUCUCCACUUCCAACAACAACCAAAAGCCCAAUGGGCCCAACUCUAUUCCUGAUCUCAAUCUCUGCUCCACCUCCAACCCAAAUGCUUCCAAUUCCACCAAAAACUGAGAGGAAGACUAAAUGGAACAUCAUGGCCCCACCUAGGACUCCUCUUUGCUCUUUUUGUGUAAUACAAUAGUUAGGAGUCAAAUACUACUAGUAGUUUCUGCAGUUUCAGUUAUAUAUAUAUAUAUAUAUAGAGGAGAAUAGGUAGUAUCUAUCACCUGGUUUACCUUUUUAGAUAUAUAUAUUUCCAUCUUUUGUCAUGUCCUCUACUUUUGGGGGUUAAAAUGAUGUAAUUUCUGAAUUACAAAGAUGUAUCAGGCUACCAGCUAGAAAGGAAUAUAAUGUUUUAGUAU
Messenger RNA from Cornus florida, 1108 nucleotides. Its product is annotated as protein LITTLE ZIPPER 4-like. The record is from RefSeq and is a predicted model, not a curated record. The transcript is spliced from 2 exons. Bases 582 to 818 code for a protein of 78 amino acids. NCBI's taxonomy places the organism in Eukaryota, Viridiplantae, Streptophyta, Magnoliopsida, Cornales, Cornaceae.